Molecule: messenger RNA, 825 nt
Organism: Saprolegnia diclina VS20
Lineage: Eukaryota; Oomycota; Saprolegniomycetes; Saprolegniales; Saprolegniaceae
Exons: 1
Coding region: 1-825 (274 amino acids)
Source: RefSeq, a predicted model, not a curated record
AUGAAGUCCACCGCCCUUGCCUUCCUCGCGCUCGCCGCGCUCGCCGCCGCCUCGGACGUCACUGUCAGCGUCAACGGCGUCGACCGUGUCUUUACAGUCCACGGCACGUCCCCGUGCUCGGGCAGCGACCCGACCCGCGUCGGCAUGUGCCCCGGCCCGCAGGAAUUCCUGCAUUACGGCUCGUGCUGCGUGCAGCUGCCGGAGCGAACGACCGUCGUCAUGGGCUGCAUGCCGCUGCGGUCCCCGGUCGACACGUGCGAUGCGCUCGCCGCGUCGCUCGGCCACCCGUCGGUGCCGUCGACGCCGUCGGAGGUCCUGACGGCCGCUCCUGCUACCCAAAACGCCAUCACGACGUCCGCACCCACGGAUGUCGCCACGUCUGCGCCAUCGGAUGCCACCACGCCCGCACCCAAGGAUGCCGCCACGCCCGCACCCAAGGAUGCCGCCACGCCCGCACCCACGGAUGCGACCACGCCCGCGCCGUCGGAUGCGACGCCCGAGCCAACGACCGACGCUGCGCUGCCCCUCAACGGCACGCGCGUCCAAAGCCAAGCCAUGACCGACAACAGCAAGGCCGGUGCCACCAAUGCGAACGACGGUGCGGCGAGCACGACGGCCACGAUGGCUCUCGCGGUCGGCUGCUGCGCCGCCGCGCUUGCGGUUGUCGGCGGCGUCCUCGUGGCGCGCAAGAAGAACGAAUCCGCGGCCAUGGCCGCGUCGCCCAACACGCCGCCGCAGCCGAUGAGUCUCCCGGUCGGCUACGGGGAUGAGAGCCCGAUCGAUGAAGACUCGCUCACGCCGUUGAGUGCUGUCGUGUGCAUGUAA